AGUUGAAUCAUCCUACAUGUGGUGUUAGCCGGCUGAUUGCUGGAAUUAUUUAAAUAUAACAGCCAAAUUUAGUUAAGUAGUGCGUAAAAAUAAACAAAUACAAUGCAUCAAGAAACACUGCAACUCAUCCAAAUUCUAGAAAAGACCGUUUCACCAGACAAAACCGAAUUAGAGCAGGCUUCACAUUUUCUGGAGCAAGCGGCAACAACUAACCUAUUGGAAUUUAUCAGGACCCUCUCUGAUAUAUUAAGACAUGGGGGAAAUAGUCAUGUUGCCCGAAUGGCUGCCGGUUUGCAGCUCAAAAACCAACUUACAUCAAAAGAUGCCACCAACAAGGUUGUCUAUCAGCAGCGCUGGCUUGCUUUCCCCGAAGAAGUGAGGAGUUACAUCAAAAAGAAUGUGGUGGGUGCCCUCGGGACCGAAACAAAUCGUCCAUCUUCGGCGGCGCAGUGCGUCGCGUACAUCGCCGUCGCGGAACUUCCGCAGAAACAAUGGCCGGAUUUAAUUCAAACGUUGGUCAACAACGUGUGCCAUGCAAAUUCUACCGAAAUGCAGAAAGAGGCCACCCUCGAGGCCAUCGGCUACAUCUGCCAGGAAAUCGAUUCGGACGUGCUCGUGACGCAAGCGAACGAUAUUCUCACCGCUAUUAUACACGGUAUGCGGGUAUCCGAGCAGAGUAACCACGUCAGAUUGGCCGCCACGCAGGCUCUAUUAAAUUCGUUGGAGUUCACGAAAGGCAACUUUGAUCAACCCACUGAAAGAAAUUUCAUUAUGGAGGUUGUGUGCGAAGCCACGCAAUCGCCCGAUUCGCAGAUCAAAGUUGCCGCUUUGCAGUGUCUCGUCAAGAUAAUGUCUCUCUACUAUCAGUAUAUGGAGCCUUACAUGGCGCAGGCUCUUUUUCCCAUCACUCUAGAAGCAAUGAAAUCGGAGAAUGAUGCCGUUUCGCUGCAAGGUAUCGAAUUCUGGUCGAAUGUUAGCGACGAAGAGGUCGAUUUGGCGAUUGAGGAUACGGAAGCCACCGAAGCCGGUCGACCUCCUUCGAGAGUAUCAAGGCACUACGCCAAAGGCGCCUUGCAGUUUAUCGUACCGAUUUUACUGCAGAAGUUAACCAAGCAGGAAGAAUUGGACGAUGAGGACGACUGGAACCCCAGCAAAGCCGCGGGAGUGUGUCUCAUGCUUCUGGCCACUUGCUGUGAGGACGAAAUUGUACCGCACGUACUGCCGUUCAUCAAAGAGCACAUAAAAUCCGAGAACUGGCGAUUCCGAGACGCCUCUUUAAUGGCGUUCGGUUCUAUUCUCGGCGGUCUAGAGACAACCACGCUAAAACCACUCGUCGAGCAGGCAAUGCCCACGCUAAUCGAACUUAUGUACGACAGCAGCGUCAUCGUGAGAGACACGGCUGCGUGGACUUUCGGAAGAAUAUGCGAGAUUAUACCCGAAGCCGCCAUACACGAGACUUUUUUGAAACCGCUGCUCGAGAGUUUGGUGACGGGGUUAAAAGCGGAGCCUCGCGUUGCCGCGAAUGUCUGCUGGGCUUUUUCUGGCUUGGCCGAGGCCGCCUACGAGGCGGCCGAGCCGAACGAGGAGACCGGAAAUCCGGACACGUACGUGCUUUCACAGUACUUUGAUUUCAUCGUCGAGAGGCUGCUGGAGACUACGGACAGGCCGGACGGCGCGCACGCCAACCUCAGGCCCGCCGCGUACGAGGCGCUCAUGGAGAUGGUCAAGAACUCGCCCAAGGACUGCUACGUGACCGUCCAGAAGACCACCAUGGUUAUUUUGGAGCGCCUGCAGCAAGUGCUUCUCAUGGACACGCACAUUACGAGCCACUACGACCGUUCGCAAUUCAACGACUUGCAGUCGCUGCUCUGCGGCACCCUGCAGUCCGUGUUGAGAAAGGUGACUCCAGAGGACGCCCCCAGGAUAUCCGACGCCAUCAUGACCGCCAUGCUGACCAUGUUCAGCUCCAAUUCGUGUAAGAGCGGUGGCGUGCAAGAGGACGCCCUCAUGGCCGUCUCGACGCUCGUCGAAGUUCUCGGCGAGAACUUCCUCAAGUACAUGGACGCGUUCAAGCCGUUUCUGUACAUCGGUCUGCGAAACCACCAGGAGUACCAGGUGUGCGGUACCGCGGUCGGUCUGACCGGGGACAUUUUCCGCGCGCUGAAACACAAAGCUCUUCCGUACUGCGACGAGAUCAUGGCGCUCUUGCUGGAGAACCUGGGCGACCAGACGGUGCACCGCACCGUCAAGCCGCAGAUUUUGUCCGUCUUCGGGGACAUCGGCCUGAGUAUCGGCGCCGAGUUCAAGAAGUACCUGGAGAUCGUGCUGUCGACUUUGUCGCAAGCUUCGCAGGCUCAAGUCGACAGGAACGAUUACGAUAUGAUCGAUUAUUUGAACGAGCUGAGGGAAGGCGUUUUGGACGCUUACACUGGGAUUUUACAGGGCUUGAAGGGCGACGGGGCGAGCCCCAAUCCGGAAGUGAACAUCCUCGAGCCGCACAUACCGUUCAUAGUGCAGUUCAUCACGGUGGUGGCGCAGGACCAGGAGCACUCUGACGGCACCGUCGCAGUGGCGGCGGGCAUCGUCGGCGACCUGUGCGCCGCCUUCGGCGCUCCCAUGGUGCAGCUGUUGGAUCUCGAGCCGAUCAACGAGAUGCUGGCGCAAGGUCGCAGAAGCCGCGUCAACAGAACGAAAACCUUGGCCACGUGGGCCACCAAGGAGCUCAGGAAACUCAAGUCGCAGAGCACAGCCGUUGCGGCCAGCUGAUUUAUUGCCGAUUUCUGUGGCACACCAGAAGAGAACCUCUUAGAUAGUUGUGGUCAACGGCAUCAGUGUAAAAUUUCUACUUAAAAAAAUCAAAAUUUAUUUUAAUUCUCUUACUUAAAAAAAAUGCAUACUCAUGUCCUGACACCGCACCGCGAACAAACGAACAAGCAUCCAUAAUUAUUUUCGACGUUGUUUUAACACCAAAUUCAUUAAUUUCACGCGCCGGUGUGGUGUAUCACGUAGUCAACCAAAAUCCGGCAAAAUCAGUGGAUCUAGUUUCCGACAUGGUGACCCCCGUGUCCCCAAAACGCCUUUUCGGUUUCGGGGUGCCGAAUGAGUGAAUUAUAUAUGCGUACAUGAACUCUGUGAGUGUUGAAACGUAGCUGUGUACUAGGCUGGAAUCAAAACCAUCGGAAUUUUGCAACGUUCAUUUCUUUUAUCGAUUCAUCAAAUUUCGUGCGAUUUAUUUAAGGAUUCACCUUUGAACUUUCCGCAACACAAACGGUUUUAUUCCACCCUAAAAAUACGUACGCCUGUGACAGUUCCGUCGCCAUUAUUAUUCGCGACAACUGCUCAAGACUGAAGAGUGAAGUGGAUUAAAGUCUUCUCACUUGAAGCAUAUUUUUUUAAUUUUACUUGGUCUUCAUUUUUUAAAUGUGUACUUUAUUAUGAAUAAAGCAUUUUUCCCUUUGACAUAUCGAUUUUAAUGAUAAGUUAUUUUUUCUGUUACAAACUAUCCGACGACUUUUUCCAACGCUGGGCGUUGGAAAAAAUCGACGCGGACCGUUUGAGUUCUUUGAAAGAGGCUAAAGCAUGUCUUUUCUAAAUUUUCGGAUAUUGGGUUUAUAGGUGUCCAGGAAAUGCCUGUACAAUAUAAUACCACUUUUUACAACUAUGUAACUAAAUUUACCUCUAUGCAAAAGUUGAAAGGUUUUUCGAUUUUAUUAAAUAACUUUUAAAGAAACAAACGUUUUUGCACAAUAUUUGGUUGUUCGGCCAUUUCAAGCGCGCGAAAAGCACGAAUUAAAAAACUGUUUUUAUAAAAAAAAUUCUAGUUAAUUUAUUAUAUAAUAUUUUGGCUUCAAAAUUGUCAAAAAUAUUCUUCUUUUUUAGGCUUUACAUUAAAUAAAGCAAAACGCAAGAAAUAUUUUAUAAAAGUAGAGAUAAUUUUA
Brassicogethes aeneus is the source of this 3938-nucleotide messenger RNA. The record is from the annotation of a GenBank genome assembly. NCBI's taxonomy places the organism in Eukaryota, Metazoa, Arthropoda, Insecta, Coleoptera, Nitidulidae.